Messenger RNA from Melampsora larici-populina 98AG31, 2196 nucleotides. RefSeq lists its product as uncharacterized. Gene Ontology annotation, cellular component: lipid droplet. Gene Ontology annotation, molecular function: lanosterol synthase activity. The transcript is spliced from 17 exons. Lineage: Eukaryota; Fungi; Basidiomycota; Pucciniomycetes; Pucciniales; Melampsoraceae. The record is from RefSeq and is a predicted model, not a curated record. Gene Ontology annotation, biological process: triterpenoid biosynthetic process; ergosterol biosynthetic process. Bases 1 to 2196 code for a protein of 731 amino acids.
AUGACCACUGCUACUCAAAGCCCUAGCCCUGGUCCAUUAGGAUCAACUGAUUUGACUCGAUGGCAUGUCGAUACAAGUGACGAUGGUAAAGUUGAUUGGCAAUACGAUCAUUCGAUUGAUAGAAUACUUGGACCACAAUCAUUCGAAAGCAAAUAUUGGUUAUCGAUUCACUCUAAAGGACCAGCUUUACCCGAUCCUGAAGGUAAUCCAUUGAAAGCAGCACAGAAUGGACUGGAAUUUUUGAAAAAACUUCAAAGUCCAGAUGGACAUUGGAGUGGAGAGUAUGGAGGUCCUCUAUUUCUAAUUCCAGGUUUGGUGAUAGCAUGUUAUAUUACCAAAACACCAUUUUCAGAAGAAGUCACCAAAGAACUAGCUCGGUAUCUUGCAAACGAGCAACGUUGCGGUAAGAGCCCACGUGAUCAAGGUUGGGGAUUACAUGUUGCUGGUCAAUCUACCGUCUUUGGAACUGCUCUCAAUUAUGUUGCAUGUCGAUUACUUGGUGUUGAUGCAGAAGCUCCAAUGCUAGUAAGAGCUCGUGGAACAUUACACGCAUUAGGUGGCGCAACUGGAAUACCUACAUGGGGAAAACUAUGGCUUUCACUCUUAAAUGUAUACGAUUGGGAAGGUAUCAAUCCGAUCCCACCUGAAUUUUGGCUUUUACCUGAAUUCUUACCUUUACAUCCAUGGAGAUGGUGGGUACAUAGUCGACAAGUUUAUUUAGCCAUGAGUUAUCUUUGGGGUAAAAGGUUAAAGAUCGAAUUAAAUCCAUUAUUGAAAUCUUUAAGAGAAGAAUUAUAUGUUAAAGAUUAUGAAUCGAUUGAUUGGUUAAACUGUCGAAAUUUAAUUUCAAAAGAAGAUUUAUAUACUCCUCAUCAUCCGAUUGCUGAUGGACUUUUUAAAGUUCUUGGGGUUUGGGAAUCGGUUUGUCCUAAAAGACUUCGAAACUCUGGACUUGAUAGAGUUUAUGAUUUAUGUAAAAUGGAGGAUGAGAAUACCAAUUAUCAGGCUCUUGCACCAGUUAAUAAAAUGAUGAAUUUAUUAAUUUCUUGGGAUCGUGAUGGAUCAGAUAGUGAAACGUUUAAAUUACAUCAAGCCAGUUUACAUCAAUUUCUAUGGAUGACACAAAAAGGAAUGAUGCUCUUAGCUACUAAUGGAUCUCAAUUAUGGGAUUUAAGUUUUAUUACCCAAGCAUUAGUUGAAUCUAAUCUAGCAAAUUCAAAUGAUCAAUCUACUCAAGAAACAGUCAAUAAAGCUCUUGGUUGGUUAGACCGAUGUCAAAUUGUAGAAAACCCAAAAUAUUAUGGAUCGGCUUAUCGUCAUACUACUAAAGGAGCUUGGCCUUUUAGUACUAAAGCACAGGGAUAUACUGUUAGUGAUUGUACGGCAGAAGCCUUAAAAUCUGUUCUUUAUUUACAAGAAGAAUUAGAGUAUACACCUAAAUUGGUUUCUAAGGAAAGAUUGUGUUGGGCAGUCGAUGUGAUCUUAAGUUUACAAAACUCUAAUGGUGGAUAUGGAUCUUAUGAAUUGAUUCGUGGUCCGAAAUGGUUAGAAUGGCUUAGUCCUGCUGAAGUCUUUUCAAAUACAAUGGUAGAGAUGUGUUAUGUUGAAUGUACAACGGCUUGUACGACGGCUUUAAGUGUGUUUAAUAAAUAUUAUAAGGAUUAUCGAUCAGAAGAGAUUAGUCUUGCUAGAAAAUCUGCCAUUGAAUUUAUUCGUAAAGAACAAAGACAAGAUGGAUCUUGGUAUGGAUCUUGGGCAGUUUGUUUUACAUAUGCUACUAUGUUUGCACUUGAAUCACUUUCAUUAAAUUCAGAAACUUAUGAAAACAGUCAAACCGUUCAAAAAGCAUGUGAGUUUCUUGUUGAUAGACAAAUGGAAGAUGGUGGUUGGGGUGAAAGUUUCAAAUCAUGUGAACUUGGGAUUUAUAUACAUGAAAAAAGAUCACAAGUUGUUCAAACUUCAUGGGUGAUUUUAGGAUUGAUUUCAGUUAAAUAUCCACAUCAAGAAAUCAUUAAAAAAGCAUGUAAAUUGAUACUGCAAAGACAAUUGAGGAAUGGUGAAUGGGAACAAGAAGAAAUUGAAGGUCUUUUUAAUAAAACUACUUCGGUGAUGUAUCCUAAUUAUAAGUUUGCUUGGACUAUUUGGGCUUUGGGAAAAGCGUAUAAGGAGUGUCGUGAUAUUGAUUGGUCUACUUAA